AUUACACAUGGAGGCUGUUUCACCAAUGUGGACCUUUCUUCUGCUUACUUGUUCAACGUCAAAGCCGUCUUCUUUCUUGAUUUUUCUUCUUCUUCCAAUUCACAUCUGCACAAGACUUUUACCCAAUCCUCAAUUCUUUUUUCACUUUCAAACAGAACCCACAUUGCCAUUUUCUGAAACAAUCCUCACACGUUGUCUCUGUCUAUCAAAGAGACAACUUGUGAGGAUCGGUUUCAUAUUUACCAUCCCAAUUGCAGAACCUUGAUUAGAUCAGGUGUUCAUUUUCCGAUACUGAUAAUCAUUCAAGAAGGAAUUUGAUACCUCGAUCAAGUAAGCACCCCUUUUCUAUUUUUGACAGAUUAUUGCUGAUAUUUCAGAAAUUUAAGUCAAAGUUGACUUUUAUUUUUGGGUGAUUUCGGAUGAUCAGAAGAUAGUAGUCAGUAAGCAUUGUUGAUGUGAGCGUUGGUCAAAAUUUGGACUUUUGAAGUUUGGUUACAUUUACCUUCCGGUGGUGCCGUUGGGAAAGUGCUAAAAUGUCUCAUUUGACUCAUUCUGAUUCAUUGUCUGAUGAUAGCUCAGGGCACGGGCAGGGCGUACAAGUUGUGCCGUUCAAGACCUCUCAGGGGUCAUUGAAGGUGUUACUGUUGCAUGGGAAUUUGGAUAUUUGGGUGAAAGAUGCCAAGAAUCUUCCAAACUUGGAUCAGUUUCAUAAAAAUUUUAUUGAUAGGUUUAAACUGGGAGGCAAAACUGAAGGAAGUUCAUCGAAAGGGAAUACAAGUGAUCCUUAUGUAACAAUUUCAAUCUCUAAUGCAGUUAUUGGUAGAACUUUUGUGAUUAGAAAUAGUGAGAACCCUGUUUGGAUGCAGCACUUUUAUGUCCCUGUUGCACAUCAUGCAGCAGAAGUGCAUUUUGUUGUUAAAGAUGAUGAUGUUGUAGGGUCACAAAUCAUGGGGGCAGUUGGGAUUCCAGUGGAACAAAUAUUCUCUGGUGCAAAAGUUGAGGGUACAUUUCCAGUUCUUAAUGCUAGUGGAAAAUCAUGUAAACAAGGAGCAGUCUUGACUUUAUCAAUUCAGUACACCCCAAUGGAGAAAGUGCCUCUUUAUCAUGGUGGAGUUGGAUCAGGUCCUUAUCAGGGUGUCCCUGGUACUUAUUUUCCCCUUAGGAGGGGCGGAAAUGUUCAGCUUUAUCAAGAUGCUCAUGUACAUGAAGGUAGCCUUCCAAGUUCAAUGCUUGAUAAUGGUUUGCAGUACCAGCAUGGACGUUGCUGGCAUGACAUCUUCAAUGCCAUAAGUCAGGCUCAACGUCUGGUCUACAUCACUGGAUGGUCUGUCAACCACCUAGUUUCCCUUGUUCGAGAUACUGGCAACCCAACGAAAAGUAUUCUGGGAGACCUUCUAAAAGAAAAGUCUCAGGAAGGUGUAAGAGUCUUGCUUCUAGUUUGGGAUGAUCCCACUUCCAGGAGCAUUUUGGGCUUUAAAACUGAGGGGGUCAUGGGUACCAGUGAUGAGGAGACUCGUAGAUUCUUUAAGCAUUCUUCAGUUCAAGUUCUGCUCUGUCCCCGUUCUGCUGGAAAAGGGCAUAGCUGGGCCAAAAAAAAGGAGGUGGGAACAAUCUACACUCACCAUCAGAAGAGUGUAAUUGUAGAUGCUGAUGCAGGUAACUAUAAGAGAAAAAUCAUAGCGUUUAUUGGAGGACUUGACUUAACCACAGGGAGAUAUGAUACUCCAGAACACCCCAUUUUUCGAACUUUGCAGACUGUACACAAAGAGGACUAUCAUAAUCCUAAUUAUACGGGUUCUACAGCAGGGUGUCCCAGAGAAGCAUGGCAUGAUUUGCAUUGUCGAAUUGAUGGCCCAGCUGCUUACGAUAUCUUAACCAACUUUGAAGAGCGCUGGUUGAGGGCUUCAAAGCGUCAUGGGCUUCAGAAAAUGAAAUCGUCAUUUGAUGAUUCACUGCUCAAGCUUGAAAGGAUUCCUGAAAUAUUAGGAAUACAUGAUGUGUCCAUUCAACAUGAUGAUAAUCCAGAGGCUUGGCAUGUGCAGGUUUUUCGUUCAAUCGAUUCAAGCUCUGUUAGGUUUCCAAAAGAUCCAAAAGAUGCUACAGACAAGAACCUCUUGUGUGGGAAGAAUGUUCUCAUAGACAUGAGUAUACAUACUGCAUAUGUAAAGGCAAUCCGUGCUGCCCAACAUUUCAUUUACAUCGAGAAUCAGUACUUCCUUGGGUCAUCCUACAAUUGGAAUAACUAUAAAGAUCUAGGUGCAAACAAUUUGAUUCCGAUGGAAAUUGCACUCAAAAUUGCAAAUAAAAUUAGAGCACAUGAGAGGUUUUCAGCAUAUAUUGUUCUCCCCAUGUGGCCAGAAGGUGCUCCUACUAGUACUGCAACUCAGAGAAUUUUAUUUUGGCAGCAUAAUACAAUGCAAAUGAUGUAUGACACCAUCUACAAAGCUUUAGUUGAAGUAGGGCUUGAGAGGACGUACGAACCUCAAGACUUUUUGAAUUUCUUUUGCCUUGGAAAUCGUGAGGCUGAAGGGCAUGGAGGCAUUUCAGAUGCCAAGAGUAGUGCUGCCGCAAACACUCCUCAAGUACGCAGUCGGAAGAGCCGCCGGUUCAUGAUUUAUGUCCACUCAAAAGGGAUGAUAGUUGAUGAUGUCCUUGGAUCUGCAAACAUUAACCAGCGCUCUUUGGAAGGUACUAGAGACACUGAAAUUGCAAUGGGUGCAUAUCAACCUUAUAAUACAUUGGCAAGGAAACACACCAGACCGCGUGGACAGAUAUUUGGCUACAGAAUGUCGCUGUGGGCAGAGCACAUGGUUCUGGAGAGAUGCUUUGAGCGACCAGAAAGCCUUGAAUGUGUUAGACGUGUAAGAGCACUAGGUGAGCUGAAUUGGUCUCAAUAUGCAUCUGAAGAAGUAACUGACAUGAGGGGUCACCUUCUCAAGUAUCCUGUUGGGGUGGAUGCUAUGGGGAAAGUUACGCCUCUUCGAGGUUGUGAAACAUUCCCGGACAUGGGUGGAAACAUAGUAGGAACAUUUGUUGCCAUUCAAGAAAAUCUUACCAUCUGAUCAAAUGCAUCCCUCAAUCAAGUUCUAACU
Molecule: messenger RNA, 3092 nt
Organism: Coffea arabica (coffee)
Lineage: Eukaryota; Viridiplantae; Streptophyta; Magnoliopsida; Gentianales; Rubiaceae
Product: phospholipase D beta 1-like
Biological process (GO): phospholipid catabolic process; phosphatidylcholine metabolic process
Cellular component (GO): plasma membrane
Molecular function (GO): calcium ion binding; D-type glycerophospholipase activity
Source: RefSeq, a predicted model, not a curated record